Lynx canadensis (Canada lynx) is the source of this 6602-nucleotide messenger RNA. It is a transcript of the gene TEX14, whose product is annotated as testis expressed 14, intercellular bridge forming factor. The coding region runs from base 1 to 4587 and encodes 1528 amino acids. The transcript has 33 exons. The record is from RefSeq and is a predicted model, not a curated record. Gene Ontology annotation, molecular function: ATP binding; protein kinase activity; protein binding. Lineage: Eukaryota; Metazoa; Chordata; Mammalia; Carnivora; Felidae. Gene Ontology annotation, cellular component: kinetochore; intercellular bridge; midbody. Gene Ontology annotation, biological process: protein phosphorylation; intercellular bridge organization; male meiotic nuclear division.
AUGAAUUUUUCCGUUUCUCUAACAAGUGGAGUGACGUCAAUAGUGACGACAAGUGACAAGAGGCGGGCAUAUGGAGAUGAAGGGAUGUCUAGGGCUGUUCAUCUUCCAGUCCCCUGUCCUGUUCAACUUGGUUCCUUAAGAAAUGACUCCUUGGAAGCUCAGCUUCAUGAGUAUGUCAAACAAGGGAACUAUGUGAAAGUGAAGAAGAUUCUUAAGAAAGUUUUUUUCAGUCGUUAUAGACUAGGGGGCUUUUACGGAAUUUAUGUUGAUGCAGUUAACUCCCUGGGCCAGACUGCACUUUUUGUUGCGGCAUUACUAGGCCUUACGAAGGUAGUUGAUGUUCUGGUGGAUUAUGGAUCAGAUCCAAAUCACCGCUGCUUUGAUGGGAGCACCCCUGUUCAUGCAGCAGCAUUUUCAGGGAAUCAGUGGAUCCUCAGUAAACUGCUGGAUGCAGGGGGUGAUCUUCGACUCCACGACGAGAAGGGUCAAAAUCCACAGACCUGGGCCCUGACAGCAGGGAAGGAGCGCAGCACCGUGAUGGUGGAGUUCAUGCAGCGCUGUGCCUCGCACAUGCAGGCCAUCAUACAGGGCUUCUCCUAUGACCUCCUAAAGAAGAUUGACUCCCCUCAGCGGCUCAUCAGUGGCCCACCCCGGCUUGGUGGCCUCAUACAGGGAAACCCUAAUGGCUCUCCUAACCGACUGCUUAAAGCUGGAGUCAUUUCUGCACAAAAUAUCUACAGCUUUGGCUUUGGGAAGUUUUAUCUCACAGGGGGAGCACAGCUGGCCUACCUGGGAUCUCUUCCAGUAAUUGGAGAAAAGGAAGUGAUUCAAGCUGAUGAUGAGCCUACCUUCUCUUUCUUCAGUGGCCCCUACAUGGUCAUGACCAAUCUGGUGUGGAAUGGGAGCAGGGUCACAGUGAAGGAGCUGAAUCUCCCCACCCAUCCUCACUGCAGCAGGGUUCGGCUGGCUGACUUGUUAAUUGCAGAGCAGGAACACAGCAGUAAGCUGCGGCACCCGCACCUGCUACAGCUGAUGGCUGUGUGCCUGUCCCAAGACCUAGAGAGGACCCGCCUUGUUUACGAGCGCAUCACUGUCGGCACACUGUUUGGUGUCCUCCACGAACGGCGGUCCCAGUUCCCCGUGCUCCACAUGGAGGUGAUUGUGCAUCUGCUGCUCCAGAUCUCUGAUGCCCUGAGAUACUUGCAUUCCCGGGGGUUUAUCCACCGCUCCCUCAGCUCCUACGCCAUCCACAUUGUCUCCGCUGGGGAAGCAAGGCUGACCAACCUGGAGUACAUGAUGGAAAGCCAGGAUGGACGUGUACACAGAGACCUGACUCGAGUGCCCCUCCCAACCCAGCUGUACAACUGGGCUGCCCCGGAGGUGAUCUUAGAGAAGGCAGCCACAGUGAAGUCGGACAUCUACAGCUUUUCGAUGAUCAUACAGGAGAUUUUAACAGAUAACAUACCCUGGAAUGGCUUAGGUGGCUCAGUUAUUAAAGAAGCCAUAGUCUUGGGAAAUUAUUUAGAAGCUGAUGUAAGGCUUCCAAAACCUUAUUAUGAUAUUGUUAAGUCAGGCAUCCAGGUCAAGCAGAAAGACCGAACUAUGAACCUUCAAGAUAUCCAGUACAUUUUGAAGAACGACUUAAAGGAUUUUCUCGGAGCCCAGAGAACUCAGCCAACUGAGAGCCCCAAGAUGCAGAGAUAUGAACUCCAUCCUGAUGUCAAUGUUUGUCUAGGACUGAUGUCAGAACAUUUGAAAGAGACCCCUAACUUGGAAAUAAAAGAGCUAAAGGAAACAGCAGGCAGUCGGCUUCAUUCACCCACGGAGAAAGCAACACCAGAUCCUCAGGUCCUAGAUCCAGGUCUGAUGGCCAAGGAGACUCAGAACCGAGAUGCUGCUUCUCCUGCCUGCUCUGUGAUGGAAGAGGACGCCAGGGGGCCCAGCCCAGGUCAGGCUAGCCUCUGCAGCUUUGAAAUCAAUGAAAUCUACUCAGGCUGCCUGGACAGGGGAGAUAACACGAAGGAGGAGCCCCCAGGAGCUGAUUCAUCUGUUGUGGGAGCUGGACCAAGCCAAGCAGAUGAACUAAAGUCCAUGGAGGAAGAGUUGGAAAAGAUGGAGCGAGAAGCAUGCUGUUUUUAUGAUGAGGACGAGAGCUCUUCAGAAGCUGACACAGAGCUCUCCUUUGAGGACUGGGAUUGGCAAAAUGGUUCUCUUAGUUCACCCAGCCUACCUGAGCUAGCCAGAGAAGCCAAGGGCAAUGGGAGCAAUAGGUGCAUGACCGAGGAGUACAUCAGUAAGUGUGUGCUGAAUCUGAAGAUUUCACAGACAUUAAUGUACCAGAAUGCCGAUUUGCUGAGGAAUACUGAACAGAGAAUUGAUAAACUUGAGAUGAUACAAAAGGGGCAGGAGGAGUACAGGUCUUUGUGGGCUUCUUCAAGAGAGUUUACAAACAUUUAUGACUCACCUUCAGCCUUGGGCCCCCCAGCUUCCACCUAUGUUCCACCUGUCAUGCAGCUGCCGAGAGGCCAGCAGCUGGACACCAGUGGCAAUUGCCAAACCCUGACAAGAUCUUCCAUGGUGAGAGACUUUCAAGGAGGACAUUUUGGCAAAAGGUCCAGGAAAAGAAGUGACUGUGGCUGGAAACCUGUCAUCCAAGUCUCUGAAGAAAGCACUGGGGAUCAGUCAGAGAAGAGCCAUCAGCUGCCAACUUUUAGUGGACCUGGAAAACAGGGCACAAGUGAACAAUCGCAGCCCUCUCAAGGAGCCAAGCACAGUUUGGAAAGAAACAGGAGCCCAAAUACCAGCAGGAUCAGUGUGGAAUCUGUGUCUUCUGAAAUUUGUCAUACAAAGUUAAGAAAUAACGAAGAUGAUGGAGAGGUACACUUAAAAUGGAAAUUGGAGGUGAAAGAAAUGGCAGAGAGAGCAGCCACCGGGCAGCUGGCAGUACCACCAUGGCAUCCUCAGAGUAGUACGACUUUAGAGGAUGAAGCUAAAGAUGAGCCUGAUUCCCUGCUGCAGCCCCCGCUUGGGGACCCUGAGAAAGUGGGUUGGCAGUGCACUGUAGAGUAUCCCAGGGAAAAUGAUGAGUCAAGAGAAAAUGGCAAAUGUAACAAAAUGGGUAACAGUGACUGUGACAGUGACCAGUAUGGCAAACAGCCUGGACCUCAAAGCUUCAACAGUAUCAGGCACCUGUCUCCCAGCAAAAAUGUGUAUCCAGAGCAUAGUGAAGUCUUUCAAGCAAGUUCUGACGCAUCUGUGGUCAUUGAGAAAUCUUACAGUGAUCAGUCCAUGCAAUCAACUUGUUCACCAGAGUCUUCUGAGGAUGUAACAGAUGAAUUUUUAACUCCAGACUAUGAAUAUUUUCAUUCUUCAACUGCUCAAGAAAACUUAGCUCUAGAGACUUCAAGUCCUAUAGAAGAAGACUUUGAAGGAAUACGAGAUGCAUUUGCCCAACCUCGAGGUUCUGGCGAAGAAAAGUUCCAAAUGAGAAAAAGCCUUGGAAGGAAUGCUGAGAUUUUGACCAGGUCUCAAUUCCAACCUAUACGAACUACUGAAGGUGAACAAGAGGAGACAUUAAAGGAAUCACCAAAGGAGCUGAAAGAGAAAGACAUAUCACUGACAGACAUUCAAGACCUGUCUAGUAUUUCCUAUGAACAAGAUGGUUCCUUUAAGGAAGUCUCAUGCAAAACACCCAAAAUAAACCAUGCACCUACAAGUGUCAGCACUCCACUCAGCCCAGGGUCAAGUUCUUCAGCUGCCAGUCGGUAUAAAGACUGCCUUGAAAGUAUCACAUUUCAGAUUAAACCAGGUUCUACCUCAUGCUGGAACAGUCAGGAAUCCAUUCAAACUUCAUCUGAUAGAUUUACAACUGUUCGAGAGAAAGCAAAGAGCCUAGAUUCCUUUCUUACUUCCUCUGAAACUGCCCCUUCAAGACUGACCGAUCUCAAAAGAUUGCCUGCAUUUACUGGGGCCGGUUCCUCCAGCAUUGCUAAGUCACCUGACACAUCAUCCCAUGCCACCCAGAGAAGGAGCCUGCAGAAAGCAUUAGUAGAAGCCAUUUCACAGCAUCAUGUUGAUGAGCUACCACCACCAUCUCAGGAGCUGCUUGACGAAAUUGAGCACUUGAAGCGACAGCAGGCCUCAUCCACAGUGUUGCAGGAGAACACAGCAAGUUAUCUCGGUGUCACUGUAAAUGAUCAAAGGCACUUAGAAGAACAAGAAACUAACAGUAAAAAAGAAGAUAGCAGUAUGCUCUGGACCAAAGAAACUCAGGAUCUAGAAGAGGACACAGAGAGAGCUCACUCUACUCUUGAUGAGGACCUAGAAAGAUGGCUACAGCCACCUGAGGACAGCACGGAGCUACAGGAUCUCCCCGGAGGCUCUACAAGGGAGGCAAAUACCAAGGAUCAAGAAGUUGGUGAAAAGAAGAGAAAAGGGGAAGAAAGCUUCAAGUCAGAGAGAAGGAAAUCAGACAGCUUUUUAGGCAAUUCUGAAGAAGAGGAACUAAAACCCUGUUUUUGGAAGCGACUGGGUUGGUCUGAACCAUCCAGAAUAAUCGUGCUGGAUCAGAGUGACUUGUCAGACUGAUGGGAGUUGGAUCGUACAUGAACUCCUGGCCUGAGUUUGAGCAUCCUGCUUGUGAGCUCCCGUCUCUCCUCAUCUGCUCCAGUCACCAUCAGGGCAGUGAUUCUGUAGCUCACACUUUGUUCAGCUGCCACAAUAGACAGAACGGCUGGCCCUGUCUGCACCGCAGUUAACCAUCUGUUUUCAGUUCAGAUUUCUGAAAAGUGAAAGGUAGCUUUUAUUGUAAAAUUUUCUCAUUGUUCCCAGAAUGGCUUUGGUUUUGGUUUUGUUGGUACAGAUUUUUGAAAACUUUAAUUCCUGUUAUAUAAUAAAAUGUUUACUUUUAAUACCAUUUAGGUUUUAGCUGUGUAAGAUAUUUCUGUGUUUUAGUUAUUGGGAGAGGAACUGCCACCCAAAGAGGCUUCAAUAUCUGUUAUAAAGUUUGACAGAUAAGCAAUGACUGCUACCACCUCUCAUAUAAGCCAGCACCAGUCAUCCAUAUUUUAGAACAGAAAUACUGCCCUCCUCUUGGCCAGGAUUGUCAUAUUCCCAUUCCAGCUAGAAUUUACUUACAUGAUGAAAGUACAGGUCGGAGUAAAAGUCCAAGAUAUUUUGAACCCUUUAAAGUGAAUAAACAUCAUUUCUGAGUAUUUUGGAUUAUAUACCUCACAUCAUUUGUGUCUUAGAGGAGUGAAAUUGUGGGAAGAUGAAGAUCACAACGUUUUCUCUAAUUUAGCCUCUAGUGACUCCUGGGCAGAUGCAUACAUGUGUCUGGCAUGGUAUUUAGAGGAUUGAUAUACCUUCAUCUGCCUCAAGUUUGGAGCUUUUACAUGUGAAUAAAAACCUUUUCUUAGAAGUUAUGUGCUGUUGUGCAGUACUAGCCAGCUACCAGCUAACAUUUUAUUCUUAGCAAGUGAAUGAUAGGUCUUUUGUUUGUGAAAACUGGAUAGUUCCUGUUGAGGAUGGUCAUAUCAUACAGUUUUUAUUAGCACCCCAGAAUUCUACCCUGCACAAAUAAAAUAGGAAGGUACAAAUCUAUUUGACUACUUUGAAACAAGGAAACAGUUGCUUGCCACUGUAACCAGAGCAAAACCAAAGCAAAUUACUUUACAAAUAAUACUGUGUAUAAGAAACUUGGGGGGAUACGGAGACUUGUAAUACAUAGUCCUUCCUCUCAAAAACUUUUAAUUGGUGCAACAAAACCAACAUACAUAAAAAUGUAAGGACUUUAUGUCCAGGACCCACAGGAAAGAAAUGUAUGGAGUGAUAGACAUAUCAUGUUAAGUAGUGAGUUGUGAUAUUACAGCAUUAUCUAUUAGUAUUCAUAAAGGCUAUAAGUCCUACAUAAACUCUCACUGAUGUGGUUUAUAAUCACUAAUAUUGGCCAACAUUAACAAUAAUAAUGUUGGUAGAUAAUGUUUAUUGGUUAUGGAGUAACUGUUAGGUGCCAGGGUUCCAUGAUCUGCCCAAGACUAUACUGGAGCAAACAUGUUUGUAUACUUCACAGUAAAACAGAGUAGCUUUCCCUGAGGCUGUAGUUCGAGAGUGCCCUGCGCACUCUUGGAAGUGAACCAAGAGCAAAUUUAAGUUAAAACUGAUGGUGAUAUAUCCUCUAUGAACUUAGUCCCCAUCCUCACAUCUGUCCGGUGGGUUUGGUGCUGAGUUUUUAGAGUAUGCGGAGUCCUUCACUUUUCCUCAAUAUGUGGAAACAUAAUGAAUACAUAAACGGUUCUAGACACAUAGUAGAUGGCUAAUAAAUUAUUGUUGGCUCACUAUUGAAUGGAAUUUUCCCCUUGGAAAAUUUGAUUAUUAGAAAUUUCCAGAUUAGAUUUUAGUUGCUGUUGUUGUUGUUGUUAUUGUUUUCAAAUACAUAGCUUUUGGCCCUUUUCUGGAUGCUAAUAGUACUGUUUUAUAGGUUGCUAUUAGAAGGGUGUUUUAGUUGUGCCUGGCUGCCUCACUCAGAGGAGCAUGUAACUUGAUCUCAUGCCCUAUGUUCAAGCCCUAUGUUUGGUGUAGAGAUUACUUAAAUAAAUAAACUU